Anas platyrhynchos (mallard) is the source of this 3194-nucleotide messenger RNA. RefSeq names its product megakaryocyte-associated tyrosine kinase (gene MATK). Gene Ontology annotation, molecular function: protein binding; protein tyrosine kinase activity; ATP binding. Gene Ontology annotation, biological process: protein phosphorylation. Lineage: Eukaryota; Metazoa; Chordata; Aves; Anseriformes; Anatidae. The record is from RefSeq and is a predicted model, not a curated record.
GGUGAUGCAUCGCCGUGUCUGCUCUGCCGGCGGGGAGGGAUGGAUGUCGUGUUACGAGGACUGCAGUCGGUGGGGAAAAUGGCCAUGUGUCGCCCGUUUUUCAACAGGUGAUCUACAUCUACCACUUGUCUUGGUGACCCUUAGUGCAGCCGGGUGUUAGUAAAAUGGAACCUCUCCAGCCCGUGUUUCAGAGGGGUGUGUGCAAUAUGUCCGGCUCACAUUGCAGUGCAGAGGUGCAAUCUGCCAGCGUGUAUGUCGCCCGUUCCACCUCUGUGCUGUUGCAUUGUGGCAGCUCUUCUUCCAGCUAGAGUACCUCUGAGCACUGGAAACAAGCUUGAAAUCUGUUUUGGGGUCAGGAACCCCACUGGGCUUUUGUGUUUCUCGUCUUUGUUACAAAUGCUUAGGUUAACUGGUUAAAAAAAGUGUAGAACAACAAGAAAAAAAAAUAGAGGAGGGCAAACAUAUUCUCCUAGGCUUUCUGCCCAUGCAUCCUGCUUGAGGGAAUGCUCAUUCCGGUGGUGGGAACUUGACGGGCUGGACAUCUCCACGAACAAACAGUUGCUCCAGUAUGAGGCGUGUGAGUGGCACCAGAGGAUCGUGACUCACCGGCGUGCCCCAGGUUGCUGGGUGGAGGUGCUGGCUGGGAUGGGUUGGGCACCCCGAGCCUCACAGGCUGCCCAGUGCCAGUGGGGGAGAGGAGAAGUGGAGCCCUUGGGAGCCUCGAGCAGAGCACCCCACCCUUCAAGCACCAUCUGGUGCAUUUGGCUAAGCCCGCCAGGGAGCAGCCACCUUCUUUGCACCUCUGCUCAAAGGCUUUAGUCCAGCAGGAUAAUAAUGUGUGGCAUGGAUGGGCAGGACAAGGGGAGGUCUGUGCUAGCUAAAGAUGGCUUCUGGGGCAGAUAAAACUGCUGCCUGCUAAUAUUAGGCUUGCCACAGCUGCAGCUGUCCCUUUCUUUUGUUGUUCGGGAUGGGGACGGGCACAGCAAGUCCUCAGAUCCUUGUUGUCACAGCAUCAGGCUGGGGAUUGCCGCUGGUGGUGCAGAGGAGUGACCAUGACUCACCCUCCAAAAGAGGAAUAGAGCGGAGGGUGACAUCGCUGCUGCAAGGCGCUGAGCGAGCCCCACGCCUCCCCCAGCCCGGCAGAGCCGAGGAGGCAUCGUCCUGCCCUGGCUGGAGGUUCCCACAGGGCCAGCUCUGGGUUUGCUCAGGAGGUGCAGGUGCUGCUGGUCCCAGACCCCCCUUGCCCGUGCUCUCAUGUCAGGUGACAGCGGCAGAGGACGGGGAGUCCCUGAUGCACUGACGGCCGAGCAUGUCUGGGAAACACUGGCCCCCAGGGACGCAGUGCGUCACCAAGCACGACCAUAACAAGCCCAAGGCCGGCGAGCUGGCCUUCCGCAAGGGGGAUGUGGUCACCAUCAUCGAGGCCGUGGAGGGCAAGGGCUGGUACCGUGCCAGGCACAACGAGAGCGGGCAGGAGGGGCUGCUGGCGGGCAGCGUGCUGCGGGAGCGCGGCGCCAUCCGCGCCGACCACAAGCUCAGCCUCAUGCCCUGGUUCCACGGGAAGAUCUCAGGGGUGGAGGCGGUGCAGGAGCUGCAGCCUGCCGAGGAUGGGCUCUUCCUGGUGCGCGAAUCCAUCCGGCACCCCGGCGACUACGUGCUGUGCGUGAGCUUUGGCAAGGAGGUGAUGCACUACCGCGUGGUGCACGAGGAGAACAUGCUGAGCAUCGACAGCCAGCAGCGCUUCUACAAUCUCAUCGACAUGAUCGAGCACUACACGAAGGAGCAGGGAGCCAUCUGCACCAAGCUGGUGAAGCCCAAGCCAAAGACGGGGAUGAAGUCAGCCGAGGAGGAGCUGGCCAAAGCCGGCUGGUUGCUGAACCUGCAGCACCUCACGCUGGGAGACCGCAUCGGGCAAGGCGAGUUCGGAGAUGUCCUGGAGGGCGAGUACAUGGGGCAGAAGGUGGCUGUGAAGAACAUCAAGUGUGAUGUGACCGCCCAGGCCUUCCUCGCUGAAACUGCUGCCAUGACGAAGGUCCGGCACAAAAACCUGGUGCGUUUGCUCGGCGUCAUCCUGCACAACGGCCUCUACAUCGUCAUGGAGUUCAUGAGCAAGGGCAACCUGGUGAACUUCUUGCGCACACGGGGCCGCGCACAAGUCACUCCCCAGCAGCUCCUCCAGUUCUCUCUGGACGUAGCCCAAGGCAUGGACUACCUGGAGUCCAAGAAGCUGGUGCACAGGGACCUGGCUGCCCGCAACAUCCUCAUCUCCGAGGAGCACGUGGCCAAAGUGAGCGAUUUCGGCUUAGCCCGGGUCAAUCCCAAGGGCACGGACAACACGGUGCUGCCCGUGAAGUGGACGGCUCCCGAGGCCCUGAAGCACAAUAAAUUCUCCUCCAAGUCGGACGUGUGGAGCUACGGGAUCCUCCUGUGGGAAGUGUUCUCCUUCGGCCGAGCACCCUACCCCAAGCUGAGCCUGAAGGAGGUGACAGAGCUGCUGGAGGAGGGGUACCGCAUGGACCCCCCCGAGGGCUGCCCGCCUGCCAUCUACGCGCUGAUGAAGAGCUGCUGGGAGAUGGAGCCGGGCAAGCGGCCGUCCUUCAAGAAACUCACAGAGAAGCUGCAGAAGGAGCUGAAGCACCUAAGGGACGUUUAACCUGCGUCCUGGUCCCAGAACCCAUGGCCAGACGUCCCCCAGACCCAUCGGGGUAGGGAGCAGCAUGGAAAUGAGCAGCCAGGCAACCUGCGUGCUGCUUUCUCCCAGAGAAGAUGGGACAGUGGAGUGGCAGGGUGCCCUCCUCCCCUGGGGUGGCCGAAGAGGAUGCAACAACCUCCCACCGUCCCCAUAUGGGUCUUUAACCCAGCCACACGUGGGGCCACCUGGAGCGGCGGCAGGGACCCCGACCUGCCAGGCUGCAGAGAGCAGCCCCACGGGGGUGCUGUGUGCAUGGCCCCCUAUUGGGUCCCUUUGAUACCCCCACCCCUCAGGUGAUGGGACAGGACGGGACAUCCCAGCCUGCUGGAAAAAGAAACCCCAACCCCAGCAGAGCCCCACGCUGGCACAAAAUGAAGGCCCCAAACACAGCCAGCUCAACCGCCUGGAUUUGUUGGUUUUGGUUUUUUUUUGUGUGUGUUUUUUUUGUUUGUUUGUUUGUUUUUGUUUUUUUGAUUAAACCAAAGAAAUUAGUUCAACAGCA